AUGGAAAGAAAUAAUGGUUCCAUGUUGACAGAAUUUAUCCUCAUUGGGCUUUCUGCCCAUCCAAAGCUACAGACAGUUUUAUUUGUUCUAGUUGUAUGGAUGUACCUGAUUAUCCUGCUGGGAAAUGGAAUCCUUAUCACAGUAAUCAUCAAUGAUUCCCACUUACACACCCCUAUGUAUUUUUUCCUCUGUAAUCUUUCCUUCUUGGACAUUUGCUACACAAGUUCUUCUGUCCCAUUAAUACUUGAUAAUUUUCUGACAGUGAGAAAAAGGAUUUCAUUCUCUGGGUGCCUGGUGCAAAUGUUUCUCUCAUUUGCCAUGGGGGCCACAGAGUGUAUACUUCUAGGCAUGAUGGCACUUGAUCGCUACAUAGCCAUCUGCUACCCACUGAGAUACACUGUCAUCAUGAGCAAAAGUGUUUAUGUGCCCCUGGCAGUAGGAUCCUGGGUUGCUGGGUUUGUUGAUUCAAUGGUGCAGACAUCUCUUGCAAUACAAUUAUCAUUCUGCGCAAAUAAUGUCAUUUAUCACUUUGUCUGUGAAAUUCUGGCUAUCCUAAAACUGGCCUGUUCUGAUAUUACAAUCAAUGUGAUAAGCAUGGCAGGGUCAAAUCUGAUAUUUCUGGUUAUUCCACUGUUAAUAAUUUCCAUCUCCUACAUUUUUAUUGUUGCCACUAUUCUGAUGAUCCCCUCUACUGAAGGAAAGCGUAAGGCCUUUUCCACCUGCUCAGCUCAUUUGACAGUGGUGAUUAUAUUCUAUGGAACCAUUUUCUUCAUGUAUGCAAAGCCCAAGUCUAAAAACUCAGCCGAUAACCAAGACAUCUUUGACGCUCUCAUCUCCCUCUUCUAUGGAGUGGUGACCCCCAUGCUGAAUCCUCUCAUCUAUAGUCUGAGGAACAAGGAUGUAAAGACUGCUAUGAAGAACAUGCUGUACAGGACAAAGUUCUCUGACAGGAUAUGA
Messenger RNA from Sorex fumeus (smoky shrew), 957 nucleotides. RefSeq names its product olfactory receptor 13C8. Gene Ontology annotation, biological process: G protein-coupled receptor signaling pathway. Gene Ontology annotation, cellular component: membrane. The transcript has a single exon. The record is from RefSeq and is a predicted model, not a curated record. Gene Ontology annotation, molecular function: olfactory receptor activity; G protein-coupled receptor activity. The coding region runs from base 1 to 957 and encodes 318 amino acids. NCBI's taxonomy places the organism in Eukaryota, Metazoa, Chordata, Mammalia, Eulipotyphla, Soricidae.